CUCAAAAAGACUUGUGUCCAACACAGGGUAAAGAAGCUAUGGUCAUUUAGGGAAAGAAUGUAAAAAAAAAAAGUUGUUUUAUUUAAAUGUAAUGACUUAUUAGCUUGAUCAUAAUUCCAUACACUGGGUGUGUGGUGACUGCUAUAUACUGUAUGGUAGUGUAUAUGUAAUCUGAGGAGUGAUGACAGCAUGUUCAGAACAUGAUGGAUGACAGCAGCACACAAGGCCAGUAGAUGUAAAAACACCGAACUGGGUAGAGGUUUGACUGGGUGAGUUAAGGGUUCUAUUUCCUGAGAAUCUGCAGGAAAUGAGUCUCAGAACUCAGGAUAUGAUAUGAUGAGUAACAUUCGUGUAGAGUACUGUACUGUAUGUACAACACAGAUGUAAGAUCUUAAUUUGAUCACACUAUAGUUGCUGAGAAUGUUUCUGCACAGCAGGAAAUGCAAACGUGUAGUGUAUUCAAGGUUUAAAAAGGCUUCUAAAGUUUGUAAUUUCCACUUAAAAUGUCAGACUUGAAUUGCCCUAAUGAAAAAUGUAUCAACCCCUACAAAAAAUGUCCAUGAAUUAUAAUCCACAUAAUAUUUAACAUUUCCUUUUUCUGCAGGAUCAUUUUCCUGUGUAGCAAAAUGGCUCAAAUUAGGAUCCUACAUCUGUAUGUCGCAAGACCAGCUUCCUAUGCAAUGUGUUGUUCAAAAUUAUCUUUGUUUUUCAGUACUCAAGUUUCACUCUCAACCCUUUAUACAGGAAAGCUGAUGUUGCAAUAAAUUAUCUUGUUAUUGUGGUAACCAGGCGAUUACUGUGAUAGAGGUGAUGUCGGAUAAUACUCUAAAUUGUCAAAUGCAGUUCUUUACAAAAGACAUUUUUCAGCAUUUGAAUUGUUCUAUUGCAUUAAUCUCUGUUGUCUAAUGCCUGCCCGGGUCAGUGACUGUCUAAAGCCAAGCCAAGUGGCUACUAACAUGGUGGUGUAAUUACAAAAUGAAAUGCAGACCAUUUCCUGUUUACCCAAAUGGCAGAUUGGAACCUGUCUGGGUGACAUCAUAGGAUUCAUAUUUCAACAAGAUGGUGUCGAGUACAAUACACUCAACAGCAAUGUAUUAUUUCAAUUCAGCAGUAGUUCUCUAUUUAAAGCACAGGAGGUUGGUGGCACCUUAUUUGGGAAGGACAGGCUUGUGGUAAUGGCUGGAGCAGAAUUGGUGGAAUGGUACCAAAUACAUCUAACCCAUGGCUUCCAUGUGUUUGAAUCCAUUCCAUUUGCUCCAUUUUGGCCAUUAUUAUGAGCCGUCCUCCCUUCAGCUGAUACAAUGAGUGUUCUGUAUGAGUGGCCUGGAACCUCCCUAGCAGCUGUUGAACAUCAGGAGGAACUUUGCAUUUCCUGAUAAAAGAUAAUAAAGUACUGUAGUCAAGCCCUGUAGCAGUUUUGACUAAGAGGAGUAAGCUAUAAAAAGAGAGUAGCACAAUCAAUAUUUAAAUUCCCAGUAAUUUAUUGAGUAAAUCACCAACGUUUCAGCAUCACACUGUGCCUUCACAAUAAACGUUGGUGAUUUACCCAAUAAAUUACUGGGAGUUUGUCCCGUGUGCGCCCUCUCCGGCCUAUAGGUCGUCAGACUGCUGAUUAUCCCACACACCUGUCACCAUCGGCACGUGCACCAGCGCCUCAUGACACUCACCUGGACUCCAUCACCUCCUUGAUUACCUACCUUAUAUAUGUCACUCCCUUUGGUUCCUUCCCCAGGUGUUCUUGUUUCUGUUUCAUGUCUGUGUGAUAUUCAUAGUUUGUAUUAUGUUUUGUUUAUUGUUUAAAGCACUCACUCUCAGUGCACAUCGUUAUGGAGUGUGCUACUCUCUAUAUUUGUAUACACAAAAUCAUUUUCUCAGGAUGUGUUCCAGCUCAUGCUUUUUAUUUAACUCAGAGUUCAUUUUCUGAGUAAAUUCCUAAGAUACUACACAUUUAGAAAGGGUCUCUACAAUGGAUAAUCAGGCUCUGUUCUGAUGCCUUUCGGAGGAGGAAAUAAGUGCGGCUGCUGCCAGAAGACGGUGUACUUUGCUGAGGAAGUGCAGUGUGAAGGGAAAUUUUUCCACAAGUGCUGCUUUCUGUGCAUGGCAUGUAAGAAGAACCUGGACAGCACAACGGUGGCCUGUCACGUGGAUGAGAUCUACUGCAAGUCCUGCUACGGCAAGAAGUAUGGGCCAAAAGGCUAUGGCUUUGGCGGAGGAGCAGGCACCCUGAGCAUGGACACGGGGGCACAUCUUGGAAUCAGACCUGAAGAGCCAGCAGCCCACUGUCCCACCAACAACCCCAAUGCCUCCAAGUUGGCCACCAAGUUUGGCAGUUCAGACGUGUGCCCGCGCUGUGCCAAGGCUGUGUACUCUGCCGAGAAGGUGCUCGGAGGUGGAAAUUCCUGGCACAAGAGCUGCUUCCGCUGUGCCAAAUGCGGCAAGGGGCUGGAGUCAACCACUGUGGCCGACAAAGAUGGAGAAAUCUACUGCAAAGCAUGUUAUGCCAAAUCCUUUGGUCCCAAGGGCUUCGGAUUCGGCCAGGGGGCAGGGGCUCUGGCACAUGCUCAGUAGAGCUAUGGCCUCCUCUGAUAGACACCUAGACAUUUGGACUGCAAAUCCCAGUAUUCCCAAAUCAACCUCUAUUUAAUACUGCCAUUUCACUACUGCUACAGUCACAGAGGCUCAACAGCAACACACAGUGCACAGCUUACCUAAAUGCUUAUCUUGCCAGAAGAGUAAGUUGCUGAUGUUUUCUAUUUAAGCUCUGGUAUUGAUGAGGUUAAUACUCUGCAUGACAAAUGUUUCCUAACCACUAUGAGAAAGAAAAAAAGGACUUAUUAGCGUGUUCAUUUUGACCUCAUAGACUCCAUUCACAAGAACGUUCCUUUUAGAAUUUUGAAUGUACACAAAGUGAGUCAGUGAUAUGUACAGUCAGAUGGACACACCCUGGUUUUGUAGAGUUGUUUGGCUGUUGGCGGGUUUACUUAACAGAGCAAAUUAUCAGCGGCAGAAUGAAAGAACAAAGUCAUAAUGUACAAUUAUUGUCCAAGGCUAUAAACUCUGGAGAAAGCUGGCACUGAUCUUAUCCUAUGAUAUUUACAACACAGUGGAUGUACUGUAUCAAAUACUGUGCACAUUUAAACACCAAAUAAAAAACUCUAAUAGAA
Molecule: messenger RNA, 3164 nt
Organism: Salvelinus fontinalis (brook trout)
Lineage: Eukaryota; Metazoa; Chordata; Actinopteri; Salmoniformes; Salmonidae
Product: cysteine and glycine-rich protein 1-like
Exons: 6
Coding region: 1990-2568 (192 amino acids)
Biological process (GO): sarcomere organization; muscle tissue development
Cellular component (GO): cytoplasm; nucleus; Z disc
Molecular function (GO): structural constituent of muscle; actinin binding
Source: RefSeq, a predicted model, not a curated record